GAUUGACUUGCCGCGUGCACCGACAGCGCAGUUUUAUUCAAGUUUGAGCACUCGGAUCUGCAACAACGCAACGUGUCGCAGAAAAAUCAAAAAAUUGGGAAAAACAAAAAUUCCGCAUACAUUUAUAAUUAGACUAUAAGAUUUCUGUGACAUAAAAAAAAAAAAAACAAAAAAAAAAAAAAAAAAAAACAAAAAUAAAAAUUAUUAAACGCUACAAAAACAUAUACUGCAAAAACAACGAACUAGAUCAAUUUCGUACGAUUGCGUUGAAGGAAAAUUGCAGUGUACAGACGCAGAAGAAACACACUAUAUUUUUAAAGUCCACUAAUCAAUUGCAAAGCUUUAAACUGGCUCUCAAAAUUCGCAAAAAUCUCACCUAUAAUUCAUCUACAUCCUCAUCGCCUUCAUCAUCCGCCAUCGAUCCCAAUUUUGCUUUCUCAUCCGCAUAUAAUCCUGAAAUCACCCUUCCAUCAUUAUCAUCUUCGCUUUUGCCGGCAUCAUUGCUAAGUACGACAUUUCAGAGUCUCAUACCAUACGCCAUUGCAGGCAUCACGCCGAGGCCGCAUAACAUUCUGUCGCCGCCGUCAUCAACAAUAUUGCCCCGGACAACAGCACCUCCGACUUCAAGCAGCAUUACCAGCACCGAUUGCAGCCCACAAACGACCGCUGUCACUGCAGUCACAACAUACACAGCCAUGGGUGGCCCCUACCCCCCAUUACCGCCCACAAUUGAGGGUCAAACAUAUUGUUUACGUUGGAAUAAUCAUAAAUCUAACCUGGUCGAAAUUCUCGAUGCGCUUAUAAAGGUUGAGAGCUAUGUGGACUGUACGAUUGUUGUCGACGACCAAGUGCAAUUUAAAGCGCACAGGGUAGUGUUAGCCGCCAAUUCGCCAUAUUUCCAGGCCAUAUUGCAGGAUGUACCAAUGGAUCAUUGCAGCAUUAUUUUUCCCGGUGUGAAAGCAUUCGAAAUGCGCGCACUGCUUGAUUACAUGUACACCGGUGAAGUGAAUGUAACACAGAGCCAAAUACCCACUAUAAUGCGUAUUGCCGAAGAGCUAGAGGUGAAAGGACUUUUCGAUAUGGCCGAUCUGAAGGAGAAGUUUAACAAACUGAGCGAAGAGCAUGCGGGACGGUCAAGCCAUGGUUAUCCAUAUGCGGCUACUAGCGCGUCAUCUCUAACAGCGCCUUAUGCCAUGACGGCUAGUUCAACAUCCGCCCAGAGCCUACCAAGCGGUGAGCACAAUGGUGCUAAAGAUCAUGGCGUCGAUUUACCAAUGCCACCACAAAAGAACUCAUCAUCCGUGAUCUCAACGUCCUCAAACAUAUCGCCAUCGGCUGCAACUUCCAGCACCUCCUCGCCACCAUACGUUAACUAUAAGUCCCCAUACUCAAAUUUAUAUUCCAAAUCUCCUGGCCCCUCCAAUAGUGGUGGGUCUGCUGGCACCGAGAGCGCAGGACAAUCUAAGUCCUCGAAUACACCACAGACACCCACUCAUUCACAAUCUCAGCCAUCAAAUGCCGAACGUGGCCAAUGGCCAUUAUCGCCGUCAGCAGCAGUAAGCCUGUUGGGCUCUGUCUACGAUUCUGUGCCGGAUAAUCCGCUAAAGCGUAAGAAGCUUUCGUCGAUGACCUCAAUGCUAAUGAACCGUGACACCCCUAUUUUACGUAAUGUCUUGGCUCAAGCCAAUCCCGCCGACUCAUCCCAACCAAUGUCUUUCUCAUUGUCUGGCGCAACUAAAUCAGAAAAAUCAAAUGUCGACAAAAACUCGCCUCAUACUGGAUCAUUGACAGGACAUAAUAACAAUCACGGUCAUCACUUCAACGGCGCCGACUACAACAGCGAUAAGAAAUAUCCUGAUGAACCGCAUUCACCCUACACUGAUCGAUCUUUCGAUGACGAUGGUUACGAUGCAAAGGGCAAUUAUGCAGGCGGAGGGUUUAGUUCCAAUGCGAAUCAGAAACCGGAAUGGAAACGCUAUAAGCAAUACACACGCAGCGACAUUAUGUCAGCUAUUCAGUGUGUGCGGGAAGGUAUGAGUGCGCUGCAAGCCUCACGCAAGUUCGGUGUUCCGUCUCGCACACUGUACGACAAAGUUAAGAAAUUAGGAAUAACCACGGGACGGCCAAUGAAUCGCACCAUGAAACGUAGUCCUAGUAACGUAGAGUCGUCCACCGCUUUUCCGUACCCACACGGCUAUGGCGCUGAGCCAUUAAUGUCGUCUAUGCAUGACGGACGCAACGAUGAGCGUGAACCUAAAGAUCACCAUCGUGCUGAGCACCAUCACAUUCCUCCUCAGCUGCCGCAUUCGUUAUUAGAUCACGCAUUACUGCAACAGGCCUUGGAGAGUCGAGGUGGAGACAUUGCAGGACGGGGCGCACUGUUGCUGGCGGCGGCUGCACACGCUGCCGCCAAUCGUAUUUCAACAAGCCCAGGUCCCAAUGGGCCUAAUGCCGUGCGUUCUCCCAGUCCACCUAAUUACGGUAGGAAGUAUGGGCGCGUAAGUGAGUCAGAUUUUGCGAUGGAACGUGGACUAGAUCACGAUCGAGAACACGCCAUUGAACGUGAUGGUGCCCACAGAAAUGAACGUCACAGGUUGGAAAAUGAAUUGGAAAAUGAACAAGAAAUGGCAACUGAGAGUGACCGCGAACGAGAAUAUGAGCGUGACCACGAAAGAGAGCAAGCACACGAUAGGAGACGUGCGCACGAGUUUGAGCGCGGACAAGAGCGGGAGAACUGCGAAAGGGCUCGCGAACACAAUCGGAGAAAUCGACAACACUCCCGCGAAGUUGAAGAGACUACUGGCCAUGUUGAAGACUUAUCUGUGUCACGCAGGCGUUGUAUAUCGCCGCAAGAGGAAGCAUUACAACGACGCACGCGUUCACCCUCAUACUCGCCACCCUCACCACGCGCGGCAACAAUUCCAGCAGCAGUCGAAUGCAGCACAGGAGUUAUUAAACUCGCCACUGCAGCAUCAGUGGCUGUAGCACCUGCAGCCAAUAGCCCGAACAACCAUCGAAGUCGAAGCUCAAGUCGGAACAGUAACGGUCUGACGAUUGCGGACAACAACAGCGUUGAUGAGUACAACAACGAAUCAAACUCCACAUUAGAAGCAGCAACAACAAUGACAACUAUAAAACGCGAGGUCAUUAGUAUCGACGAUGGACGCACCGACUGAUUAAUGCUAUCCAUGGCGUGGCACUACGCAACCGAUACUUGUUACGAAUCAUUGUUUCUGACCCGUUGACUGUCUGCCAUACAAACCAUGCAAUGCAUGAACAAGGCUGCAGAGAAAUGGGGAAUUGACAUAACAUAGCAUAGCAUAACUUUAAUAACUUCUUAAGUAAGCUAGUUAUGAUAAAAUUAUGAUCUUAUAUAAUGUACACAUAUACGUUACUGCAAUAGUGCAAUAAGUGGAUGGAGCAAUGGGCAGUACUAAAAGAAGCUUUAAGUGAGUUCCCAAAUGUUUUUAACGUAUGUAAGGAACAGCAAAAUAUGCGGAACGUAGUAGAGAAUUACACAAGUUAAACUUUUUCGUGAACCUAGUAAAUAUGUUUUAAAUAUAUAUAUAUACAUUUUUUUUUUGUUGGCGUAAUUUAGUUAAAUAGCAAGAAUUAUGUUUUUACGGAAUACGAAUGGGUUUAUUAAAAAACUGAAAGCCAGAUAUUCCUUAAAAAUGCAUUUGCGUUUCGUUCAAAAGGAAAAAGAAAGAAAAUAAAAAGGAAGCUACUGUUGUCGGAAUCACCCUGUGCCUAAAAGUAGACUUUUAUAAAUAAAACUGAGAUGCUACACGUUAGAUAUGUAGUACUAAAAGUGUAAAAUUAGAUUUAGAAUGAAACAAACAAAGAAGUGAGUAUAGGACGUAAAAUUAACCUCGGCUCAGACAUUUUUAUGUAGAACAUAAUGAUCAUUUGUUCACCCCACAAAAAAAAAAUGAAAUGCCACUUUGAUGCGUGUGCUAACGUAGAGACAAAACUCACCACCGUUUAUAUCUUUAAAAGAAGAAAGCUUACACAAGACUGAAGAAGGGAUGAAAGUCCGGAAAGCGGAAAUGCAGAAUCUGGAGAAAUUAAAGAAAAUUUCACUCAAAAUCGCAGUUCGGUUGAAAAAUUGUGCAUAUGUGCAUGCAGAACAGCGAACUUCUAGAAGAGAGAGGAGACAACCACAGAACGUCAAAAACAGACCCAUCCCAACACCAAAAUUUGCAAACAACAUUCCCCAUUCAAAAUAUUAAUUAGUUCUAAAAGGUACAAAUCCGGAACCAAUAGGUUUUUAGUUGGGUGAAUGUUGGGCUCGAGUUAUGAUAGAUCAGGGUUGAGUAUGGAAUUUUCGAAAUUGUAACAAAUCCUCUUAAAAAUUAUAUUUUUUGUAAUAAAAUUGUACUCAUUUUUGUUUUUGUGAUUAAUUAAUAUCUUCAUUUGAAAAUUAGUUUUUGUUUUUAUAUAAAAAUAAGCAUAAGAAAACACAAAGGAUAAUAACCACGGUAUCGUUUACGUUUUCAGUAAUGAAUUUAAAAUUAGAAUGACACCAGUUGUCUGCCAAAAAGCUUUUAGUCCACGGUAACGUUUUCUAAACUAGUUUCACCGCUUUCUAAUUUCCAUUUUCAUAUUGGCUUUAAUAAAAUCUUUUGUUUUUACUAUAGAGGGGACUGAAUCAUUGAAAAAAUAUGUUAAAUUCUACCAUUGCAAUACAAAAAUAAUGCAUUAUUUAUCAAAACUGUAUCCGUUGUACUUAAGUACUUUCAUUAGUGGUAUUGUAUGGAAAAAGUACAAUUGCAUCGAAAAACCCAACUCUGUGGUGGAUGAACGAACCAUUAGCAAAAACAUAACAAGACAAGAAGAUGCAAUCCCGGCCGGUUUGUCUAACAAAACUCAUCUAGAAAAUUUCACCACCCAAAAUCACAUUAGAAUUAAUUCCAAUCAGUUCAGAACUAAUUGGCAGAGAACGUCUAAAAAAGAAGGUGCAACUUAAGUACUAAAAUCUAACGAAUUGGAUUUAACUAUGAUAGAUUUUGUGAUGUUGAAUUUUGUGCGCGAGUUUUAGUACAUGAAUUACACCUACUGUUAUAAUACGACUCCACUAAAGACCAAGGCAUGGGUAUGCAGAUUUUGUGUUUCAGAGAUAGCCAAAUGUUUCCAUUGGGUGUUUGAUGAAAAUUAUAUUUAAACUGUAAAUCGUGUAUUUAAAUUUUUUAUUUUGAAGUGCGAUCUGCUGCAAUUCUAAAAUGGUGCAUAAAAUGGAAAUUUGUAUGCUGACUUUGUAAUUUUAUUUUGAAGUAAUAACUAGUGACGCAACGACAUAUAAUUAAAAAAUCAUAUCUAAAUUUUAGACACCUGCAGUCAAUUAAAUUGUCUCGCUAUUGGACAACUCGCAAAACAUUGUUGUCAGAUUUCCUUAAGAAUACAAUGACAAAAGAGAAAAUGUCAAGUAAAUGAACACUGCCAUUUUAUUUUAAAUUGCAUACAGUGAGCUGAGAAAGUUUGAAAUGGAUUUGAGUUGUAAUAUUUGUAUGGGAUAUGACAAGCCUUUUGGCUGGAUUUUGCGCUUAAACUCGCUAGAGACAGCAAACCCAAGAAUAAGCUGCGGUGGAAACGCAUUAAACACUCGCUGCAAUAGGUGUUUGUUUAGGUGAUGAUUUCUCCUAGCCGAGUUUUGUUAGUGGAACGGGCUGGCAACUGAACCUUGUUGUUUUAUAUGUUCUUCGGCGCAGUAUCGGGCCCGUCCCGUUAACAAAACACGAUAGGGAAUUUGUCUUAAUUAAAACUAAUUGGCUCUAAAUAGAUUGUAAUCUGGUCGAAUUGGCUUUUUGUGUGCUGGAUUCGCCUAGCCGAGUUCAGUUAGAGAAAUGGGACGUGAUUGCACUUUCUUGUCUUUGAAUUUAGGUGGAUAACUGCUUCAAAAACAGUUCUGUAUUAUUCUAUUGCAUGCCUCAAAAGUGGAUUUCCUAAACAAAUGCUGAAAUAAACGGUUGUCCUCGAUAAAUGUAAUGAAUUUAAAAUAAGAAAAUUACACACAUAAAGCCUUCUUAGGCGAGGCGUUGUGCAAAAUGAAAUGCCAUUAGUAAACUUUAGAAGCUAUUAAUUGUCAUAUUUGUGUUUAGUGCUUAAAGAGAAUUUUCAAAAACAAAAAAAAAAUAGUUUUCAAAACUACACUCAAAUCAAUUUGUAAUCUUUGAACGUUGUAUGCCAGUGAUUUGUUUAUAAAAAUAUCCACAGACUAGUAAUUAAGCUAAAAAAAAUCUGCUGCACUAUUUAGAUGUCUACUUUUAAUUUAGUAUUUUUUCUUAAAUUAAUAAUAAAGUCGCUCAAGUAUGUAGAAUAUAUAAGUAAGUAUAGUUACCAACUAAGUGAAUAUACAUAUUUACAACAAUUCUACCUCAAAUCAAAUAUAAGUACUGCGGCGUUGUAAAGUCCUUGUGGGCAUGUGCAUACAUACUUACAUAUGUAUGUACUUACAUGAGUACAGAUGUUAAAUUUUUGUUUGUAGCUUUUACUUUAUUGUAAUAAAUAUUUAAAAAUUUUUUUUUUUUAAUUUUGAAAAUUCGCCACAAACUAAGUUCAAUUUUAAAAGACUGACACUUACCACAAAAUAAUAAAAAAACAUACAAUAACAGAGAGGAUUUCAGAUGGAACAUUUAGACUCCUGACGAACCAGUAAAUGUUAAAUUUAGUUCUAUUUUCAUGAAAGUUUAUUCAAAAAUCGACAAAAACCCUACAAUGUAUUUUUAACAUUUCAAAAAUAAAUCGGAAAUAAUUCAUAGUAUAAAUUCUCAAAUCUUCUAAUUUUAAACACACAAAGAAUAUUUAUUCUCAUAAAUAUUCAAAAACUGCGCUGGGGGCAAUGCAAUUAAAAUUUGGAUUGGCGUUUCGCAUUCAACAAAAAUUCAGAUAAAUUGAAUUAAUAAAUUUAACUGUAAAUAAUAUAAAUUCAAAUAGAAAAUUUCAGAGUCUAUUAUUAUAGUUUGUAAGAUUAUGUAUCUAUGUAUAUUAUGUAUGUAAGUUUAUAUGUCUUUUU
Anastrepha ludens (Mexican fruit fly) is the source of this 7012-nucleotide messenger RNA. RefSeq lists its product as uncharacterized. Gene Ontology annotation, biological process: regulation of transcription by RNA polymerase II. Gene Ontology annotation, molecular function: protein binding; DNA binding. Lineage: Eukaryota; Metazoa; Arthropoda; Insecta; Diptera; Tephritidae. The transcript has 3 exons. The record is from RefSeq and is a predicted model, not a curated record. Bases 696 to 3176 code for a protein of 826 amino acids. Gene Ontology annotation, cellular component: nucleus.